Molecule: messenger RNA, 5917 nt
Organism: Epinephelus moara (kelp grouper)
Lineage: Eukaryota; Metazoa; Chordata; Actinopteri; Perciformes; Serranidae
Product: adenosine receptor A1-like
Exons: 3
Coding region: 957-1976 (339 amino acids)
Biological process (GO): G protein-coupled adenosine receptor signaling pathway
Cellular component (GO): dendrite; membrane; synapse
Molecular function (GO): G protein-coupled adenosine receptor activity
Source: RefSeq, a predicted model, not a curated record
AUAUGACCAUUUGUCUUCAUCCACUUUCCUCUCUGUGUAUCCUCUCCAGAGUGUGAGAGCUUCAGGCUUAUACCUCUCACCCACUCUUCACUUCAGCCUGGAUCACACUGAGGAAAAGUAUCGGGGUGUAUAGUAAUGAUGGGAAAAUCCUCUUUUGAUGCAGCCUUGUGAUCUGAAUAUGUAUUUUCCAUCACAUAAAGGAGUCUAAAUGAUGAAGGCAUGUGGAAAAUGUGUGAUUUGCACUGCUGUAAGUUUGUGCAUCUUUGACAAUAGCUCAAAGAUCCACCUGUCAUAUGGUUUCAUGUUUGAUAUUCUCCUCCUCAGUGUGUCCACUCCCAUAGAGGGCGAGCUUUCAGUCACACAUGUGACUUUGCAGAACGACGAUAAGGUGCUUUAAAUAAUCAUCUGAACUCUCUGGGUGAUGUUUCUAAACUGGGAUUAUUUCACAAGAAACUAUUAUCAGAGAAGAAAGACUGAGCCAACUGAACCCAGAUGGAGUGGCUGAUGGCGCAUUUAUCAGAAAUGACUCGGUUUCAGCAGGGAAUGACACUCCUGGGGGCUAAUUCUGUUUAUUUUUCCGACCUUUGACACAUGCCUUACACUGAGGAAAGCAACAUUGUUAAUCCGCGCUUUGGGAACCUGUGACUCAUUCCGUGUCCCGGGUCCGUGCUGUCCCUCCGCCAAGCGGGACUGCAGGGGCCACUUCAUUCACUGAAUCACCGCGUCGGGCCGUAUGGAGACCAAGUUCUGCGUCUUGCGCGCAGCUCGAUAUCCUGGACCGGAUCCUAAAAUAAUACAGAGCAACAGACACUACCUCUACCUCAGUGGGGACAUUAAACAUGCGAAAGCGAAGUCAGGGUAUCUCAGUCGGUGCCCACAAACUCAAACAGGGAACUCCCUCGACGUGUUGAGGCUGUUUUCUCCGCUGAGCGCACACUCCUCCAGCAUCCGUGAACAUGCCUUCGGGUCUGCCUUCCUCUAAAGCCGUCUACAUCGGGAUGGAGGUGGUGAUCGCCGUGUCGUCGGUCAUCGGUAACGUGAUGGUGGUCUGGGCUGUGCGUAUUAACCGGUCUUUGAGGGACACCACGUUUUGUUUCAUCGUCUCCCUGGCCUUGGCUGACAUUGCGGUCGGCGCUCUUGUCAUCCCCCUCGCCAUCACCAUCAGCAUCGGACUCCAGACGCACUUCUACAGUUGCUUGUUGGUCGCCUGCACGGUGCUCGUCCUCACUCAAAGUUCAAUCCUGGCGCUCCUGGCCAUCGCCAUCGACCGCUAUCUGAGAGUCAAAAUACCCAUGAGCUACAAACGGGUGGUGACUCCUCGGCGAGCUGGCACAGCAGUGUUAUUGUGUUGGCUGGUGUCCAUCAUAGUGGGCCUCACGCCCAUGUUGGGUUGGAAUAACCUGCAGCUUCUCCGUGACAAUGGCUCCCUGGUCACUGAUGACCUCUUGGUGACCUGUGAGUUUGAGACAGUCAUCAGCAUGGACUACAUGGUCUACUUCAACUUCUUUGGCUGGGUGCUGCCACCUCUGCUCCUCAUGCUAGCCAUCUAUGUCGAGAUAUUCUACAUGAUCCACAAGCAGCUCAACAAGAAGGUGACAGCUAGCCACACAGACCCCAGCCGCUACUAUGGCAAGGAGCUCAAGCUAGCCAAGUCACUCGCCCUUGUUCUUUUCCUCUUUGCAGUCAGCUGGCUCCCUCUUCACAUCCUCAACUGCAUCACCCUCUUUUGCCCCGCCUGUAAUAAGCCAGAGUUCCUCAUUUACAUCGCCAUCAUCCUCACCCACGGCAACUCGGCUGUCAACCCCAUCGUGUAUGCUUUCCGCAUCAAGAAAUUCCGCACAGCGUUCCGUAAAAUCUGGAAACAGUAUGUGCUUUGUCAGGAAUCAGUCGGUCGGCUUCCUCAAAGAGGGAGCCAGACAGGACAAAGUCAUGAGAGGAGGCUGAGGCAGAAUGAUGAUGACGAUGAUGAUGUGUGACCUUUGCUAACUAAUUGGAUUGCUGUGUAACUGUUGAGUUUCACUCCGCUGGUUCACAGAAUGGAGGACUCUGGCUUUAUGUUCGAGGAAUUACUGGUCAAAACAGCCUUUGGCAUCACAGGAUGUCAGACGUGGGAACUCCAUCAUGAACUGACUGAUUCACUCCAUCGGACACACUCUAAGAGAGCAGGAUGACAAAUCAGCAUGGAGACAGGAUAAACGUCCUCAAUCAGACUUUGAUUUUAAUCAGAUUGAUGGUUUAUUUCUCCACUGGCUGACAAAAUGAAGAUGAUGCCGUAUGAGAUAAUGGGCUUCUCAUCAGUUUCAGCACCAACCUGUUGAACUUGAAUCAGUAAGUGUAUAUCUGUAGCACAUGCUGUACAUGAGUAGUGUAUGCUAUAUUGUAUUUCUGACCUGAAUUAAAACUCAUGGCCUUUUUUAUGUGAACGAUCUCAGAUAGUUAAACAUCAUAUUAUGUGUUACAUUUACAUGUCUGUGGCCUUAAAGACAGAAAAUGAAGAGGAACUAAGCUACUAAAGUGUAAAUCUGGUAAACCAGUGGUGGGCAAGCAGGAAGUUUGCGCAACCAGCUUGGUGCUUUGAGUUGGACCAGGACACAGGAUGUACUGUAUGCUGGCUGCAUGGGUAAAAACUAGGUCAAACUGACUCGCUUGGAAUUACAGUCGAGGAUCUUUGGUGCGAUGAACGUCUAGUUUGCCUGCACCAAUGUCAGUUGUGCAGUAACUUAUUAGACUCAUGGCCCAUGCAGAUGUGUGGUCCAAUGCAGCACAAGUGAAGAUUGUGUUUUUGCUGUUUUUGAGAAUAUUUGACUGGCAGAGUGACUAAUACUAGGUAGUAAUAGUUGUAGCUGAAAACAGCAUAUAUACUAUAAGAAAAAAUUACUUGAUGCUCCUCUGUAAGUAUUUGUGGGCAUGGACAAUGGUAAAAACUAUGGAGCCACCUAUUAGUAACUAUAUAACUAUAGCUGCUGGACUGUGAAUCUAAGAAAUGUUGGAGCUCCUCCAUCCAAUUUUUAUCUGGGGGAUAAUCAAUUUAAACCUAAAAUGUACCUCUACUGUACAUGCACCACCAGGCUCUUUCCACUACUAGCAGGUGUUUUCUGUUACGUUUUCAUUUCUGUUAUGGGGGUGACUUGAAGGUUCAGCGUGUAGAAUUUAGGGGGAUAUAUUGGCAGAGAUAGAAUAAUAUAACAAAUAUGUUUUCUGUAGUGUGUAAUCGCUUGAAAAUAAGAAUCAUAAUGUUUUUGUUACUUAGAGUGAGCCAUUAAUAUAUACAUAGGGAGUAGGUGUUCGUCCACAGAGUCCACCAUGUUGGACCACUAUGAUUGUGCAGUAGCCCAGAACAGACAAACCAAACACUGGCCCCUGAUAUGGCCAUUUGUGUUCUUAAAAUUCUGUGAUUACCACUGUAGUUAGCAGCCCCUCCGCACAAUGAGCAGCGUCAUAAAAACGCCUUCUUUUUUUUAAAUUUAAAACUUUAUUCAGUGUUUUUAUCGGUUUAAAUCAUUGGGUCCAUUUGCUUUGUAAAGGAAGAAACCUUUCUUCAAAUUCUCAUUGGUCAGACAAUCGCUGGUGUUACUUUAAUAAGUGUGUGUGUCCACCAAAGGUUUCUUUACCUAGCUGAAAAAGGACACCUGUUAUUGUCCUCUGUGAUAAUUGGGUCUUCGCUGUGUUUGUCCUGCCAGUAUGGUUAAUGUUAGCUACUCGGCGAAAAAUCUCCCUCUUAUAUGCAGGUUUCAGAGAUAUUAAUGUUAGUAAUGUUAUGUUGUACAUGACAUUGUCAACCCCAGAGUUAACUUCUAAAGUGUUCAGUAUGUCAGAUUUUUCUCAUCAGUCCUGUUCUACACUUAGUUUUUUUCUGGCAUUAUUACAUUGGAGAUCACAUUUAAAUUUCACUCAAGGCAUUCCACUUGCCUGAACACAGAGUUAACUUGCCCUUGGCAAGUGUUUAUAUGGAUCCCUGUGACAGGAUAAAUACACUUUGGUGGACACACUGUGCUAAAAGGUUGUGCACUCAGCGCACUGGGCCGAUUUAGUUGAUAUAAAGAUAACCUCUACAGAUUAUUUAACCCCAAUAUAUUGGUCAAUGAGCAGGCAGAAUUUCAGUCAACCAAGAUUUUCUGUGGUUGAUUACAGCCCUAGUUAUCAGAGAAGAAAAAGUAAGCACACAUUAGCAGAUGCUGGGCUAGUGGCCUGUCUCCAGCAUGCCAAACAAUGUCAGAGAAACACUGAUUUGUUACAUGAAACUGCUUUAUUCAGUGUUUUUACUGACUUUAUUCACCUGGUUCGUUUGUUUUGGAGAGGAGGACACCUAUGCGAAUAAUUCAGCUUUUGAUUAAAACCUCCCAAACAAUGAACAUUAAAGUAAUCCCAACCAGGAGUUCAUGCUGAGCACAAUGGAGAAGUUUCAGCUGGUUGCAAUCUGCAAUCCUCUACACUAGAUGGCACUAAAUCCUACACACUGCACCUUUAAAACUGACCAGUGUUGCCCAUUCAAAUUAGUGAGAUUCAACAUAAGAGGACAUACACUGAAACGCCACUGCUGACACUUACAAUAUGUACUGUAUGUAACGAAUAUAUGUAUAAAUGUUACUGGGAGAUACUGUAUAAAAUUCACCUCACUGAGCCAGCAGGUGUUCUCUUACAGCUGUUGAUUGGGAAAAUCACCCUUCAACCAUCUCAUAGUAAGCAAAAAAUAUAUCAGCAUAUGGUGAGGUCUGAUUAAAAUUCAUAAUGCUAAGAUGAAAUGAUUUUAUUAUCUGUUCACAUGAAAACGUGUCUUGCAUUACAUACUCAAAACAAAACAUAAACACCCUCCAGUAAUCAUCAGAAACACAUGAUACAAUAUAUGUAGUAUCUGAGAACAACACAUUUGUCCCUUGUUAUGCACGCACACACACAUGCUAUGUGUGGUAGCAUGUGGAUAAAUCCACUCUGUUCUUUAUGACAGAAAUAGCAUCUCACUUUCUCUCCAUGCUUCUCCGUAUCAGGGCUAAAGCCAUCAGCGAUGAGAGGCCAUUUUUUGCGCACACACAUCGAUCUUCUGCCACUCGGCAGAGAGAGCUGCUCAUGUGUGAAUAAGUGAGGAGGUUAUGAGGGCGUAGGAGUCCAGGGGUGAGGUGGGACAGGGUGGAAGGAUUAUUCUGUUUACAAGGGAACCUGAAGGCGAGACUGCCGCUGAGGAACUCAUCAAGACAACUCUGAGGAGGUCAACACUGAGGCCACCCUGUCGCUUUCCCAUCAAAUAAACAAGCCUGUUAAUGUGACCCUGUUGAUCUCUGUCUUUACCAUCUGUGGCAAUGUGUAACAACAUAUACAGUACACACACACACACACACACACAUAGUAUGUCUUCAUCAGACAAGUGUACUCUCAUUGUAUUUCCAAUGCUGCUCUUAUAAUAAUGUUUCCAUGUGAUUCUUUUCUCACUUUGUGCUCCUGUGAAAUAUUUAUAAAGCCACUAAGUGUAGAAUUGGAUAUUUAUCAAGAUUUAAGACAUUAUAACAUGUUUGUAGAAAAAUUUGACAAUCUAGAGGAAAAUUCAAAGUGUAUGUUACUAUUAUUAUUAUUAUUAUUAUUAUAGAGGAUGAGGACGAACGUAUCUAACACAGUGUCCUUUUUGUUACUGCCACUGGGGGGUGCCAACAUCUGACAUUAUUAAUUCUACACAUAGUGGCUUUAAGGUUUUAUCUGUUUGUUUUUAUCUGUUCGACUGAACCAGUGUUAUAAUUUAAACAUGAUUUGUGCAAUACUCUCAGAUGUACAUUACCAAUAUCAAAAGAAAAACUAUAGCAUAGAUAUUGUACAUGUUGACACUGUUAAUCAGACUCAAGUGCUGGAUGUUCACGGCGGUUUAAGUGCUAAUAUGGUGAGCUGUUUUGUCAAUCAUAAUUAUGAAGGAAUACAUUAAUAAAAAGGUCGG